Sardina pilchardus (European sardine) is the source of this 1422-nucleotide messenger RNA. Its product is annotated as membrane-spanning 4-domains subfamily A member 4A-like. The coding region runs from base 211 to 951 and encodes 246 amino acids. Gene Ontology annotation, cellular component: membrane. The record is from RefSeq and is a predicted model, not a curated record. Lineage: Eukaryota; Metazoa; Chordata; Actinopteri; Clupeiformes; Clupeidae. The transcript has 8 exons.
UUAUUGGCGUAAAAUCUGGAGCCUAGCUUGAGGUUGACAUAUCUCGGCAAUAAGUGUUCCUCUCUCCCUGAACAUUAUUUUAUACAAAUAACCGUCGUAGCCAUAUGCGACAGUUAGUGGCUGGAAAACUUCGACUGAUGUGACACGCAAAUUCAGCUUAGUCGAGACAAACGUGUAUUUGCGCGUUGCGCACCACAUGCAUUUGGAACCAUGGCCAACUCUGCUCCCUUCGUGGUGGUCACUCAUGUAUACCCACAACAAGGUGCCCAACGUUUCACCUCACCCCAGAGCGAAGUUGUUUCAACCCCAUCCUCUAUGCUUGGAAAAUUCCUUAAAGGUGAACCAGCUGCCACUGGGACGGUCCAAAUAAUGAUUGGUGUGGUUGUAUUGUUGUUUGGUAUUGUGACCGCAUUUUAUGCAUUUUAUGCAACAACAAUAUCCACUUACUCUGGUAUCAUGUUCUGGGGAGCCAUCAUAUACAUCACUGCUGGUUCCCUCACUGUGAGAGCCAAUAAGAACCUCAAUCCUUGUUUGGUCAAUGCUUCACUGGGAAUGAACAUCUGCAGCACAAUAACUGCAGGGAUUGGCAUAAUUAUGCAUAGCCUUGAUUUAAUCACAAGACUGUACCCUUAUUACAGCUGUUAUGGCUAUUCCAAUUGCUAUAUGUUCGAAAAAGUGUUUUGGAGCAGGUCAAUGGGGAUUGCUGGAGUGAUGCUAGUGUUGUCAGUGCUGGAGUUCAUUGUUUCCAUCUGUGUAUCUGCAUUUGCCUGCAAAGCCACCUGCUCCACUACUACUAAUGCUCAGGUGAUACACCAGGUGCAACCCACGUGUCCCUCCCACGUGUCUGCCCCUCCACUGAACACCUCUCAGAUGCCUCCCUUCCAAAGCAGUGAGGUGCCACCUGCCCAUCCUGCUGUUGAUCUGCCCCCAGAAUACACUGCUGCCCCAUAAUGAGACAAGGGACAUCUAUAGGGAGGCAUUAUGUUUCAAACAAAUUAUAAUCUUGCAAAUCUCUUUAGUGUAUUCCUUAUGUUGUCAAAACUUAAGUGUGUGUGUAUGCACUAUAUCUGUAUACUCACUAGAAUAUUUUACAUUUCAACAGUUUGGUGACUAUUAUGGUCCAAAGGACUGCAUUCAAUUUAAAUAUUUCCAAGUCACAAAAGGGUGUUGGAACAAAUGUGCAGGAAAGCGUAGUGUAGUCUAUCUGUGAAAGUCUCGCUCAAUCACUUUAUUGCCAAGUCAGUUAGUUCCAAAUGAAUACUUAUUUUAAUCAGAGUAAUACAUUUAAUUAAAUAUUUGAUUGAAAUAUAAGGUGUCUUUUCUGUUCUUUUAAUCCAUGAAUGAUUUGGUAGAAUACUGUAGGUCGAAUACCUUAUGUAGAGGUUUCUACAUUUGGGGAAAUGGUACUUCCUGUGUAGCAGU